Molecule: messenger RNA, 1696 nt
Organism: Pyrus x bretschneideri (Chinese white pear)
Lineage: Eukaryota; Viridiplantae; Streptophyta; Magnoliopsida; Rosales; Rosaceae
Product: syntaxin-43
Exons: 8
Coding region: 274-1245 (323 amino acids)
Biological process (GO): vesicle-mediated transport; vesicle fusion; intracellular protein transport
Cellular component (GO): membrane; SNARE complex; endomembrane system
Molecular function (GO): SNARE binding; SNAP receptor activity
Source: RefSeq, a predicted model, not a curated record
CCUUAUAAAUUCCAAAUUCUCAACCAAAAAAUUAUAAAUUCCAAAUUCACCGGGGCCACGUGACUCGCCGUCCCCGCCACCCUCCUCCCCGGAUCUCCGAUCACGUGACCCCCGUCUCAGCCACUACCGGAAGAAGAAUAACCCUUCCAAUUUACCAGUUCAUUUCCCUCAUCAUUCGCAUGACAAGGCGCGAAACCAAACUAUCUGAUUGUCCGUUGGAUCCAUAGAUUUUGUGAUUGUCCAGUGCGAAUCUGAAUCAGGAGCUCCGUUUCCAUGGCGACGAGGAAUCGGACCUUGGUUUACAGAAAGUAUAGGGAUGCGUUGAAGAGCGUCCGCGCUCCCACGAGCUCCUCCGCUUCGAGCUCCGGCGCCGGUGGCGGCCCGGUCAUUGAAUUGGUCAGCACUUCCCUUUUGAAUCCCAAUCGGAAUUAUGCUCCGCUCAGUACUGAAGAUCCCGGUAAUUCAAGUCGGGGUGCACUUACUGUUGGUCUACCGCCAGCAUGGGUUGAUCUUUCAGAAGAGGUAGCAGCAAACGUGCAGCGUGCACGGGUAAAAAUGGCUGAGCUGACUAAGGCUCACGCAAAGGCUUUAAUGCCUUCUUUUGGAGAUGGUAAAGAAGAUCAACAUUUGAUUGAGAGUCUUACGCAAGAGAUAACUAAUUUGAUAAGGAAAUCUGAGAAGAGACUACAGAAGCUUUCUGCAGCUGGGCCUUCUGAAGAUUCAAAUGUUAGAAAAAAUGUGCAGCGCUCUCUUGCCACUGACCUUCAGACCCUGUCAAUGGACCUUCGCAAGAAACAGUCAACUUAUUUGAAGCGACUCAGGCAGCAAACAGAGGGUCAAGAUGGGGAUGAUUUAGAGAUGAACCUAAAUGGAAGUACAUCGAGAAUGGACGGUGAUGAUUUGGAUGACAUGAUGUUUAAUGAGCGUCAGAUGGCCAAGAUAAAGAAAAACGAGGCAUUCACAGCAGAAAGGGAAAGAGAGAUCCAACAGGUUGUGGAAUCUGUGAAUGAGCUUGCUCAGAUUAUGAAGGAUUUGUCAGUACUAGUGAUAGACCAGGGAACUAUUGUUGAUAGGAUAGACUACAACAUUCAGAAUGUAGCAAGUACAGUCGAUGAGGGCCUCAAGCAAUUACAAAAGGCUGAGAGAACACAGAAACAAGGGGGAAUGGUGAUGUGUGCUACCGUACUCGUUAUCAUGUGCUUUGUCAUGUUGGUCCUCCUAAUCCUCAAGGAGAUAUUCUUUUGAUCUACAAGCGAAAGGUCAGUUGAUUCCUGAUUUUGGUUUCGUUCUAAUUGUCCUAACCCUCCCUUCGGACUUCUAAGCGUGCAAAGAUGCCAUCCGUAGCAGAAGAUUCGACAAGUUUUGGAGUGCCCUAGUUACAUAUACUACUUCAAGUGACUAUUUGUGAAUUCCUACUAAUUUCUGGGUAUUACUGUAUUAGUAGAAAGAGGGGAGGGGAAGGGGUAAUGAUUCAUUGGGGAAGGACCGACCCGGAACCUGUAUAGAGCUUAAGAUCCACGUUCUCCUUGGGGAAGGGCGUUUUCAUCGAAGGAUCUACGUUGAUUCUUCCGGUUUUCGUUUUCCGGGAUUUUGUGCUUUCAUUCCCCAGAACUCGUGUGUAAGACGCGGCGUUUAUUUGUUCCAUUACAUGUUUUUGAUCAUUCAAUAUAGCGAAAUACAUCGAUUUUAGCUUAUA